Messenger RNA from Budorcas taxicolor (takin), 1086 nucleotides. It is a transcript of the gene SLC35D2, whose product is annotated as solute carrier family 35 member D2. The transcript has 12 exons. Gene Ontology annotation, molecular function: GDP-fucose transmembrane transporter activity; antiporter activity. The record is from RefSeq and is a predicted model, not a curated record. The coding region runs from base 1 to 1011 and encodes 336 amino acids. NCBI's taxonomy places the organism in Eukaryota, Metazoa, Chordata, Mammalia, Artiodactyla, Bovidae. Gene Ontology annotation, cellular component: Golgi apparatus.
AUGACGGCCGGCGGGCAGGCCGAGGGCGCGGGCGCGGACCCCGCUUCCGCGCGGCUGCCUUCCCGGGUGGCCAAGCUACUGUCGGCCCUCUUCUACGGGACCUGCUCCUUCCUCCUCGUGCUGGUCAACAAGGCGCUGCUGACCACCUACCGUUUCCCAUCACCAAUUGUUCUUGGAGUUGGACAGAUGGCAGUUACCAUAAUGAUACUAUAUGUGUCCAAGCUAAAUAAAAUAAUUCACUUUCCUGAUUUUGACAAGAAAAUUCCUACAAAGCUGUUUCCUCUGCCUCUCCUCUACGUUGGAAACCACAUAAGUGGAUUAGCAAGCACAAGUAAAUUAAGCUUGCCGAUGUUCACUGUGCUCAGGAAAUUUACCAUUCCACUUACUUUACUGCUGGAAACCAUCAUACUCGGGAAACAAUAUUCCUUGAACAUCAUUGUCAGUGUCUUUGCCAUCAUUCUUGGUGCUUUCAUAGCAGCUGGUUCUGACCUUGCUUUUAACUUGGAAGGCUAUAUUUUUGUAUUUCUGAAUGAUAUCUUCACGGCAGCGAAUGGCGUUUACACCAAACAGAAAAUGGACCCAAAGGAGUUAGGGAAAUAUGGAGUGCUUUACUACAAUGCCUGCUUCAUGAUUAUCCCAACUCUUAUCAUUAGUGUCUCUACUGGAGACCUUCGACAGGCUACUGAGUUCAAUCAAUGGAAGAAUGUUCUGUUUAUCAUACAGUUUCUUCUUUCCUGUUUUUUGGGGUUUCUGUUAAUGUACUCCACAGUUUUGUGCAGCUAUUACAAUUCAGCCCUGACGACGGCAGUGGUUGGAGCCAUCAAGAAUGUAUCCGUGGCCUACAUUGGAAUGUUAGUAGGUGGAGACUACAUUUUCUCUGUGUUAAACUUUGUAGGGUUAAAUAUUUGCAUGGCAGGAGGCUUGAGAUAUUCCUUUUUAACUCUAGGCAGCCAAUUAAAGCCUAAACAACCUGUGGAUGAAGAAGACGUCUCUCAAGAUUUGAAGGUCUAGAACCUGGGGCAGAAUUGCAGACUGGCUUCCAGACUGUGGGGAGGGGGAAUAUUCCCAGCUGUUUUGGCUGCGGCA